Adineta steineri is the source of this 1632-nucleotide messenger RNA. The record is from the annotation of a GenBank genome assembly. Lineage: Eukaryota; Metazoa; Rotifera; Eurotatoria; Adinetida; Adinetidae.
AUGGCAGCUAUACGUUCAUUUCUCAAACGUACUGUUAGCCAAAAUUCACCAAACAAUAAUCAUUUAAAUACAGGAUCUACAACAGAUUCAACAAGUGAUACAUCAUCAUCAACAACAACAACUGAACGUAUAAAUAAACAAACAAAUGAUGGUUUAAGUAAUUCAUCACCAUUAGGGAUUUUAAUAAAUAAUAAUAAUAAUACGAAUAAUGAUGAUUCAUUACGACGUCCAUUACUUAAUAUUUCUUCAACAAAUCGUCGUGGACGAUUAUUAUUACAUUUAAUUAAUAAUUCAAAUAAAAUGAAUACACAAACCGAGCAAGUGAUUGAUGAAAAUAUUUGUUUACUUGAUACAAAAUUACCAAAAGAACUUAUUCUAAGAAUCUUUUCUUUUCUGGAUUAUCAAUCACUCUGUCGAUGUGCACAAGUAUCCAAAUAUUGGAGUACACUUGCAUUGGAUGGUUCAAAUUGGCAAAGUAUUGAUCUAAAAAGUUUUCAACGUGAUAUUCAUGGAACUGUUCUUGAAAAUUUAAGUUUACGAUGUGGAAAAUUUUUGAAAAAAUUAAGUGUUGAAAAUUGUAAACUUAUUACAGAUCAUAAUAUGCACAUCCUUGCCAAUCAUUGUCCAAAUUUAGAACGAUUAAUAGUUAAACAUUGUGACAAAUUAUCUAAUAUUACUUUACUUCAUUUAAGUAAACAUUGUCCACAUUUAACUUGUAUUAAUAUAUCAUCAUGUCCUCAAAUUGAUGAUCAAGGAGUUAAAAUAAUUUGUUCAAGUUGUUCUCAUUUGGAAUGUUGGGAUAUAUCAUGGUGUAUGAAUAUUACAGAGAAUGGUAUUCGAAUUCUUGCUGAAUCAUGUCCGAAAUUAACAACUUUUAAAUCCGAAGGAUGUCCAUCUAUGACAAAUAAUGCAGCUAUUUAUCUUGCAAAACAUUGUUCGAAAUUAAUAUUUCUUGAUUUUAAUCGAUGUUCUUCGUUAACUGAUGAUGGCCUUGUAAAACUAACUCAAUAUUGUCCUUUACUUGAAACUUUAAUUAUUGCUAAUUGUACAGGUUUAACAGAUAAUACAUUAAUAGCUCUUGGAAAAUAUUGUCAUCAAUUAAAAAAACUUGAUGCAACUUUGUGUUCACAAUUUAGUGAUGCAGGCUUUUUAGCAAUGGCUCAAGGUUGCCAUUUAUUACAACGAAUUGAUCUAGAAGACUGCAUAGCUGUCACUGAUGAAACAUUACGACAUUUGGCUGAUAAUUGUCCCAAUAUUCGUAUUCUUACUCUUUCUCGAUGUGAACAAAUAACCGAUGAAGGUGUUCGUCAUAUUGGCUCGAGUGUUAGUGCUCAAGAAAAUCUACGAAUACUUGAAUUAGACAAUUGUCCAUCUAUAACAGAUAUAUCUAUUGAUCAUUUACUUGCUUGUCAAAAUCUUCAACGUUUAGAUAUAUUUGAUUGUCAACAGAUAACAAAAACUGCAGUUAAAAGAAUUCAGAUACGUUAUCCAGAUUUAAACAUUCAUGCUUAUUUUGCUCCUCGAACCCCCACACCUACAGCUAAUCAAACAACAUCAUGUUCAAUUUGCUGUUGUUGCUGUUGUUGUAGAUCAUGUUCAUCUUGUGUACCUCCAUGUUGUACAAUCACGUAA